Messenger RNA from Nomascus leucogenys (northern white-cheeked gibbon), 1506 nucleotides. RefSeq names its product C-X-C chemokine receptor type 1-like. Gene Ontology annotation, biological process: neutrophil chemotaxis; immune response; G protein-coupled receptor signaling pathway. Gene Ontology annotation, molecular function: C-X-C chemokine receptor activity; interleukin-8 binding. Lineage: Eukaryota; Metazoa; Chordata; Mammalia; Primates; Hylobatidae. Gene Ontology annotation, cellular component: membrane. The record is from RefSeq and is a predicted model, not a curated record.
AUGUUUAUCCACCCCAAGAACGAGGAUAUCACCCCUCCUCUAGUGAGGGCCCAGGCCAAACCCCCGGGCUCCCAGCACUCAGCCCGCGCCGAGGCCCAGGGACUCCCCGGGGGCUGGGGACCACAGGGUGGCCCGGGCCGCAGCUCUUCGCAGCACACCAGGCUCACAGUGCAGCCCAUCCGGCCUGGCGCCCGGCGGGCAGGGGCGGAGACGCGGGAGCCCCAGGAGCCGGCCCGCCCCCAGCCCUUGCGACAGCUCAGCCCAGAGCGCCUGCGACAUUGGCAGGGGAGCAGCAAUGCCCCCAGCCUGGCCCCGGCAGAGUCCCUGCCUUUAUGGCCAGCAGCGACAGGAGCCCCCAUUGUGGGGCCUGAUGAGGGUCUGCAAUACAGGUCCCGAACACAGCCAAUCAAACCAUGGCUGAAACUGAAGACAUGGACUAUUACAGACUCACGGAUGUGGUUUGGUGAGGAGCAUUCAAAUUUCACUGGCAUGCCACCUACAGCAAAAGAUUACAGCCCCUGUAUACUAGAAACUGAGACACUCAACAAGUAUGUUGUGGUCAUUACCUAUGCCCUAGUGUUCCUGCUGAGCCUGCUGGGAAAUUCCCUGGUAGUGCUGGUCAUUUUAUACAGCAAUGUUGGCCACAUCAUCACUAAUGUCUACCUGCUCAACCCAGCCUUAGUCAACCCACUCUUUGCCCUGACCUUGCCCAUCUGGUCCGCCUCCAAGGUGAAUGGCUGGAUUUGCACACCCCUGUGCAAGGUGGUCUCACUCCUGAAGGAAAUCAACUUCUAUAGUGGUAUUCUACUACUGUCCUGCAUCAGCGUGGACUGUUACCAGGCCAUUGUCCAUGCCACUUGUACACUGACCCAGAAGCAUCACUUGGCCAAGAUUGUUUGUUGGCAGGGUGCAGUGGCUCAUAGCAGCCCAGGCAACAUGGUGAAAUCCCCUCUGUACUAAAAAUACAAAAAUAUUAGCCGGGUAUGGUGGCACCUGCCUAUAGUCUCAGCUACUUGGAGGCUGAGGCAAAAGAAUCAUUUGAACCCCAGAGGUGGAGGCUGCAGUGAGCCUCACACCUUUGGCUUCAUCCUGCCACUGCUGGUCAUGCUGUUCUGCUGUGGAUUCCCCCUGCGUACACUGUUUAAGGCCCACAUGGGGCAGAAGCACUGGGCCAUGCGGGUCAUCUUUGCUGUCGUCCUCAUAUUCCUGCUCUGCUGGCUACCCUACCACCUGGUCCUGCUCACAGACACCCUCAUGAAGACCCAGGUGAUCAAGGAGACCUGUGAGCACCGCAAUGGCAUUGGCCGGGCCCUGGAUGCCACCGAGAUUCUGGGCAUCCUUCAUAGCUGCCUCAACCCCCUCAUCUACGCCUUCAUUGGCCAAAAUUUUCGCCAUGGAUUCCUCAAGAUCCUGGCCAUGCAUGGCCUGGUCAGCAAGGAGUUCUUGGUACAUCAUCGCGUUAACUCCUACACUUCUUCCUCUGUCAGUGUCUCUUCCAACCUCUGA